AUGAUGUCCUUAGAUAUUUAAAAUGACUACUUAGAAUUUGCAUCAAUUUUGGAUGAUAAAUACUAUAUAAUUGAUACAAUUGGAUUUGGAAGAUAUGCAAAGUAAUGUGAAUUGAAUAACAAUAUAGAGUUAAGUUGGCAAUCGACAUGGAGGAUAAACAAAAAUAUGCAAUAAAAAUUAUGAAAACAGAUCCAACAACAAGUUAAUGUAGAUCUGAAACAUUUAUAAAUGAAAUUUCAACACAAGCUGAAUUUGAUCAUAAACACAUAAUUAGAAUAAUUUAUGUAUUUAUACUAUAUCAAACAUUCAUAGUGUAGAAUGAGUGGAAAUUAUAAAAAGAUAGAUGGAAGAGUAUAAUUAGUUUCUUAUUUUGUAAUGGAAUUAGCUAAUCAAGGAGAAUUAUUCUAAUUAUUAGAACAGACUUAGCAAUUUUCUGAAAAAUUUGCAAGAAAUAUUUUUUCAUAAUUAAUAAAAGGUAAAAAGCAUCCUUUAUUGCUAGCAUAGGAAUUGAGCAUCUGCAUGAACGCGGUGUUGUUCAUAGAGACGUUAAAGCUGAAAAUAUACUAUUUAGUAAUGGAGUACUUAAGCUGGCUGAUUUUGGAUUUAGUACUAAGACAAUAGAUGAGAAAGGAUCUAGAAUUUAAUUUGAAAUAUCUCAACAUAUUGGAUCUCCUGAAUACAAUCCACCAGAAUUAUAUAAUAUUGGUAAUUAAAAAGUAUUAUUAUAAUAUAGGAAAAUAAAAGUUUUAUAAUCCAGAGCAAGCUGACAUAUUUGCUGCUGGUGUAAUCUUAUUUACAAUGGUUAUCAGAUCUGCUCCUUUCAAAACAUCAAAAUCAAGUGAUCCUUACUAUUCUUUAUUAAAAAACAAUAAAUAAUCAUUCUGGAAGAUAUAUAGUGAGAUUGCUGAUUCAUCUGCUCAAUUUAAGGAUUUGAUUGAAAAAAUGUUGGAUGAGAAUCCAUAAAAGAGAAUUACAAUUGAAUAAAUUAAAUAACAUCCAUGGAUGUAAGGUAGUUAUUUAUUUUUAUUUGAAGGAUAAAUGCUUGGUUAAACAGAAUUUUAAAAAGAAUUAAAGAAUAGAUAUGAUAUGAUAUUUAGUUAAUAGAUAGUAAAAAUUACCAAUAAAAGAGACACAAAAUUUUCAACAAGAAAAUCAAUAAAAAAGGUUGAAACUGAAACAAUUAGUAAAACUAUCUCAAAAUGCUCAUAUGAAAAUCUUGAAUUGAUUGAUAUGGUAAUUUGUUGAUUUAUAUUAUAAGAUAAAUGCUAAGUUGUAGAUUAAAUGGAAUUCGCCAAAAGAAUAAUUUAAAUAAUAAUCAAAUAAGAGUGAAAAAUUAAAAGUAGGAAUCUAAUAAAAAUAAUAAAAUUUACACAGUUUAAGAACAAAUUAGGAUUCCAAAAGAUCAAGUCCUGGAUCACCUUCGAACGAUUCUGAUAAUUGA
This is a messenger RNA of Paramecium pentaurelia, 1441 nucleotides long. The record is from the annotation of a GenBank genome assembly. NCBI's taxonomy places the organism in Eukaryota, Ciliophora, Oligohymenophorea, Peniculida, Parameciidae.